Dermacentor andersoni is the source of this 686-nucleotide messenger RNA. RefSeq lists its product as uncharacterized. The record is from RefSeq and is a predicted model, not a curated record. NCBI's taxonomy places the organism in Eukaryota, Metazoa, Arthropoda, Arachnida, Ixodida, Ixodidae.
CACAUGAUGCGAUGCAGAUAUUCAACGAAAUCGUCUAAAAGCGGGAACGUGUCUCCGCGGAAGCGCUUCAGUUAGCAACUGCAGAACGGGUGAGCAACGCUCCAGGAACUACGAUGAUGCUCGAGUCCUUGCGUCUGCUUGUGGUGGCGGCUGCUCUACCAAUGGCGCUUCGAGCCUCCCAUGAAGAUCCACAAGGCGCCGGGUGUACCGAGUGCCUGAUUAAAGAAUUCCGACUAGAGAAGUACGUCGACGUACCGAGACUUUCCCAGCUGUCACGUGACCAGAUUGCUGAAGUCUUCUUGAGUAACCUAUUGUGCGAUCGCUGCUGGUCAGUAAGCAAGCAAGAUCUAUCUCGUGUUUUUGGCUGCGUGAGCUGGGUAGCACGUCCGUACAACACCUGCGGGAACAUGAACUCUGACGACGUGGCUACAACUAGGCAUCGUUUCGUGCGAGUCCUGAGUUGCAUUGAGGAAUUCACGUGGUCUGAGACACUAGCUUGUUUUCUGAAAAUACCGGAUAACUAUACGCAAGCCACCACACCAUGAUGCGUGACUCGGUCCAUUCAAGGCGGAACAUUUCUCCACAUUAACCCACUAUGAUGGAUCUAACUGGUUGAUUGGCGAUGGCCUACUACUCAGCUCACGAAAUAAAAAGAAAUGUGCUACUGUCGAAAAUAAGCGUCUCGU